Messenger RNA from Chrysoperla carnea, 3007 nucleotides. RefSeq names its product probable serine/threonine-protein kinase tsuA. The record is from RefSeq and is a predicted model, not a curated record. The transcript is spliced from 3 exons. NCBI's taxonomy places the organism in Eukaryota, Metazoa, Arthropoda, Insecta, Neuroptera, Chrysopidae. Bases 2 to 988 code for a protein of 328 amino acids.
AAUGACAGAACAGAGUAAUCAACAGGCAAAAUUAGAUUUUAUUGUAAUACUGAGUAAUUUAAACCGUAAAUUUGAAGUAAUUUUAUGUAAAUGGACAAAUGAAAAAGAAUUUGAAGUACGUAUUAGAACUGAAAUCGAUCAUGACAACGAAGAUUUUAAUGGUUUAUGUGAUCAAUGGGUUGAACAAUUUUCAAAAGUAACAAAUACAAUUUGGGUGAAAAAAAUAUCAAAUACUGGACCAAAAAUACGAUUUCGCAAACAAUAUCAAUGUUGGACAAAUGGUGCUGGUAAAGUGAAAAAAGAAUUGUUAUUUGAUGCACGAAGAUGUCGUGCGGUUCUUGAUAUGAAAGUGUUAACUGAUACACCGUUAACGAGACGAAAAAAUAAACAUAUGCGUAUGGGUUUGAAUGCCGUUGUUAAGAUAAAUUUCACACAUUUACAUGAUGUCAAGACUGAUGAAGCAUUUAGUUUUUUUGUACAUAAUUGUCCAGCACAACCUGAACCAAUAUUUGUGAACAAAACAUCAAGGACAGUCCACGAUGUAAAAAGUAAUAAUAAUAAAAAGGCAUCACAAUCACAAGAAUUUAAAACUGGAAAUACAAAUGUCACAAACCAUUUAUCAUCACAUCUUCUAAUUAAUAACUCAUCAGUACCGACAAAUCAUUCAGUUUUAUUGAAUAAUGGAGCAUUAGAUUCAACAAUGCAACAACGUACAUCACAAAUGCAACAUUUUCCAAUGUUUCCAAACCACCAUUCAACAUCGUCACAACAAUCGUCUUCGAAUGAUCAACAACGCCAUCCAAUGUUAAUGUGUACACCAACAUUUUUAUUUGAUUCACCACAUCAUCAUGGAUUACAAACAUCCUUAAAUAUUCCGCAAUUGCAAGAACAUCUUGUACAAAUGCAACAACAAGCUCAACAAUUACAGCAACAUCAUCAACAACAACAACAGCAGCAGCAACAAGCAGAAAAUAUGCAUUCAAAUUAAAUUGGCACUGUUUCUUUAUUUUAAAUUUUUAAUUUAACUAACAGGUCAAGGCCCAGGAUACAUUUUGGCAAUUCAUUUUAGGAAACAAAUUUUUAAUGUGUUGUCAAGAUUGUGCCUAAAAAUAUUUUCCUCUACAAACAUUCUCAUAGCCGGGAUGUUCUGUUUCAGGGGGUCGAAAAUGUUUUAAUUGGGCCACAAUUUUCAAUGAAUAUUCCUUGAGAAUUAAGAAUGAUUUUCUAAUAAGAAAAUAAUUCAAGAAGAAGUAAUAAUUCGACAGGUGCGACUUUGAAAACACUCCCUUAAAUGUCUGCCGUUGUUAAAAUAAGUUGUCAAGAUAUACCCUGGCGUUAAACCUAUAAUAAAGGGUACAAUUUUAAAAAUUAAUACACCCAAAGACAAAAUAAACCGUACAAACUAAAUUUGAAAAUUUUUGAACUUCUGUAAUAAUCAAGAUGAAAAAUAUCUUUUUAAGCUUGAAAUGGCAUUUCGCUUUCAAAAGAAAAUUGCGCGUAAAAUAAAUUUUUGGAUAUUUCAAAACUGUCCUUGGGCGAAAAUAAUGUCCUGGCCUAACCAAUACUGAGAUCACUUAGCCUAAUUAGCUUGAGUUUGGAAUAUUUUUUUUUUCUGUAUGGUCACUUAUCUCUUAGAUAUCAUCUAUGGAAAAAAAUUUUUUUUUAAACAUCAAUAAUGAAUGUUCCUUUCAAGAUUUCAUCUCCAUAUGAUCAAAAUUAACGAAGUUAUAGUCUUUCAAAAACCACUUCGAAUGCUGGGUAGACAGCUGCCUUUGAGUUUAUCAACCAAUUUUUUGUUGUUGCUUAAAGCUUCUUACGCCGGAUAAUAAUUUGUUCGUACUAAACAACUCAGUCAGUGUAAAGGAGUUUUUAACAAAAUUGCGUUAUUUAGAGUUAUUUAAUAUUUAUGUAAUUCAGAUUUUCUUAAAAAAUUUUGCAUCAUUCAACAGUCAUUACAAAUAUCUGAGAUAUUAUAAUAUCUUCGAUGUAUUUUAACAUAAAAGUAUGACAAGCGAACUUGCUCAUGCAAUUCUCUUUCAUACCAAUAACGGAACUAAGUGAUCAUUGUGAGUUAAUAAAGAAUCAAGCUCUUUAAGUCAUAUAUUACAGUAUUGAAAAUGAAAGCACAUUAAAAAAAAAUUCAAAUCGGAAUUAUCAUAAUAUUUCAAGUUCCUUUGAUUACACUCAUCAAUGUACAUAGAAUAUCAGAUGAGAUUUAAAAUACAAUUAGAAUUCUGUAAAAUUUUUAAUGCAUAAAUUUUGGUAUGAAAAAUCUUCCAUCUGCCUUUUAGAUUCCCAGAAUGCGUAGAUUUGCAUGCUCAAUAGAAAUAUCUCUGAGAUAUUAAAGAUAAUUAAAGACAACUAAAUUUAGGUCCUAAAUAAAUACUUACUAUACACUCAGUGACGUGUUUGGAAAUAUAUUCUUAAAAAUAUUCAGGAAUAUUUGAUUUUACUGAAUAGGAAACAUAUUUAAAUUGGAUAUAAUAAAUAUUUUGUUGGAGUGCUGGAGAUAAAAAUGCAGCAAAACCUGAAUGAUUUUUCAUACCUAAAGUGUACAAUUAUAAAUUUGAUUCUAAUAUAGUGUAGCUAGUUUAUUAGAAUAUUGUUAUAUUCAUAUAUAAAUGAAACUAAUUUUAAAUAGAUUUCAGUGGUUAGAUACGUGCAAUAAAAAAAAGGCACAAAAAAAGUGUCAAAAACUAUUUUUUAAAACUAGCAUAUUUUUUUUUAUUUAAAAUACAAUAUACUCUCUUUAAUUCAGUGUAUACUAUUGCUUCUGGUUCGAGAUUCAAGGAAAAUGCUUCUUGAACCUAAGAACUGAAAUUGACGGAUGAUUUGUUUUAUCUCCAAUUGGAUGUUCUAACAAAAUAACGUAAAUGCUUCCAUAAUCUGUUAAUUUCGACAAUCCAAUCUACGACUUAUUUUUAAAAUAUGCCGAAUUACCGAGAGUCUAAACUAAAUCAUAGUUUCGAUCGUGAAAUCAGUUUAAAUUAAACUUUAUGUAAAAAUA